ACUGGUUCAGUUUUAAUUCUGACGGCUGACAGUUAAGUUGAUUUCGUGCGCAGAACGCGGAACGUUAAAGCUAACAAAGCUGCCUGCUCUUCGAGUGACUUUUACUGUCCGUGAGACGGUGACUGUGUUUAUGUGUGUGUGUGCGCGUUCAAAGUAAAUUUUGUGGCUUUUGCCAAACACAACGGAUUGUUUUGCGUUGUUUGAAUUGAAAUCAAACGAUUAACGUUCAUAAAAGAAGGUAAACAAAUAUUUGGUAAAAAGAUACGCUAAAUUAAACUGUGAAGUUUUCUGAAAUAGAAAUAGUGACAGUGAAUUUUGGCGAGAAACUUGUGACGGAAGGCGAAGUAGCAGCAGGAGGAAGUGCGCGAAAAUUCUGGUCCUUGCAGUACAACCACCGCGUCCACCUAAAAGCAAGUUGGUUGCAGAAAAUCCGAACGAUUCCGAUAAAAAAUAUGAAACAAUGAACGAAACCCGUCUAUGAAAUUUUGCUUCCGAGGCAUUUCGACUGUUGUUUGCUGAAAACAAAAACUAAAACGGAUCCUGCCAGUCUAAAGUACUCAAAAUUACCGUUAACAAGUCUCUCCUGUUAACCCAAUAGCAAUCAUUUAGUUUGCUGUAGUUUAAGUUAAAAAAAUAAAUAAUAAAUCAAAGCAAACUUCAACAACAACACAUCCAAAAACUAACUCAAAAUGGGCGCAACACGCGACAAGCCGCGCAUCAACAAAACUCUCAUCUCGCUCAAAGUGGUGGUAUUCUUCGUCAUCAGUGGUAUUACCGCGCUGCACGUGCUGCAUGCCACCAAGCCACUACUGCUCGGCCUAAAUUUUAAUGAGUAUCGCCGCAUAAGCAUUAUUGCGCCAUUCGUCUCAAUACUUGGGCCGCUGAUUGCCGGUCCGUUGGCCGAUCGUUUGGCCGCUAAGAAUGCCACAAGUUUCGGUCGUAUACUACGCUUCCUCACUGCCAUCUUUCUGAUACUCGCCGUUAUUGUGUAUGCUUGUCUCUUCGCCAUACCCGAAGUGAAGAGGGAGGAAGCUCGUCGCCCGCUUGUCAGUUUCGGUUGUGAUUUGCAUGGCGCAGUCAUAUUUCAGGAACGCUGCUCCAAAGACGCCACCUGCCACAGUUGGAAAGAGAAGGUGGGCAAUGUGAAUUUGACACGCUGCACCUACACCUGCCAAGAUCCCACCAAAUAUGAGAAUUUGUAUACACCAUGGUUUGAUGGUAUACCCACACCGUUGCCGUCGACGGAACAAAGUUCCGAGUUCGAUUAUGAAGAUGAAUCUGUAGCGACAUCGACGGAGAGUUUGCGGGAGCGACGCGCGAUUGCUGGUUCGGCUGAAUUUGGCGGUGAGCUGCUGAGUGCUGAGGUUCAACAACAACGUGUCGAGCGUGCUCUGAAAGAUGGCACACCACAGAAGAUUUAUGUGGAGCCACCACAUUUGUGUCUCACGGAGAAGACAGACAGCGGUGAGACGGUGGUGAAGAAUUGUCAUGUCUACACCCAUGACACCAACAAUAUUGUUGUAAAUUCGGUACUGCGUGCUGCGGAUAACAGCAAGGAUAACGACACACAUAGCGCCGAGUGGUGCAAGUAUCCUUUGGAUGGCUUCCAGUGUAAUAUACCACUCAAACAGAUUAAGCACAUGAACGACAUCAAGAACGGCACCGCAUGCAAACCGAUGAUUGAAUGCCAAGUGAUUGAUCCUUACGACAGCAAAGGCAGUGUAUUGGCCGAUAGUGAAUGCAUUAAAAUUACUGGGGACUUGGAUGCCACAUUGGGCGGCUACACUGCCAUCCGUCUGCUGGGCGAUAUCUUCGUGAUGGCCGCGCUGACACUACUCAAUACUGCCAUCGUUAUAGCUGUGCGCGAAACGUCGGAGGGACGCGGUGAGGUAUGUCGUCAAUAUGCCUGGGGCGCUAUCGGUUAUGUGCUACUCUUCUCGCCAAUCGAUUUAUUUGCUUUCGCCAACGAUUCGAAACACGAUGCUGCACUGGUGGCCCUAAUACUUGUCAUUGUGUGUCUGCUCAUCGGUGCAUUAGUGUUGCUCUUUGCCACACAAAUGCCGCUCAGUCCGCCCGAGUGGUGGUGGCAUACAAAGACCGGCAUGCUAGUCUAUCCCAUGUCGGCCAUACGCCGUUAUAGUCCGGAAAUUUUCGUACUUACAUUGGUCGCCAUACUAUUCGGCACAUUUUGGAGCAGCAUACACAGCUUCCUUAUUUGGACAUUCAGUGACACGUAUGCGGUCACCUAUUCGGGCUUGAUCUUGGUGUUGGUGCUGUUCUUCAAUGUGGACAAAUUCAUUGAAUAUUGUGGACAUUCGAAUAUCUUUAUCGCCGGCUUUGCGGUCUUCGUCAUACGUUUCACGGCGUUGAGUGGUGAGGGCACUGAAUGGUUGACCGUUGUCAUGGAGGCAAUCGAGCCGGUCGUCAUCGGUGUUGUAUGGAUAACCAUUAUACUGUAUAUGCGGCAUGCAAUGCCUCGCAAGUUAACAGCGACCGGACAGGCAGUGGCUGUGUUGGCCUUCUUCGGCAUUGGCAAGGGUUUGGGUGCUGUCAUUGGUUUGGCGCGCGACGACAAGGAGCCGAAAGCGGACGCGCAGGCCAUCCACCAGUGGUUGGCGAUUGCCGCUUGCAUCAUUGCGCUCGUUUACUUUAUCAUUUACAAUUUGAUUUUGGCGCCGCGUUGCACGGCCAAGUCACAGCAUAUCGAGGAGCUGAUUUCCGGCUCGGCAUCGCAGAAUUUCAGCAACGGCACCAAUGGGGCCGGCAGCACCGGACAGGGCAGCACCAGCGCUGGCGCGGCGCUGAAUGGCAGCUCUAAUUAUUCACCGCUACGCGUGUACCACAAUGAGCGAGGGAAAUUGGGACAAUUUAGAUUUUAAAUUUAUGCGCUUUGAUACACACACACAAACACACACGCACAUACAUGCAUAUACACAUAUGCGCGUCUGCUUGUAUGUGCAUACACUUGUACACAUGUAUUUGUUUAAAGAAGUUAUAUUUUAUAUAAAUUUAAUUGGAUGUUUACACAAGUAACUUUUAAUUUUAUUGAUUUUUGUAUUAAAUUAAAUGUGUAUAUAUGUAUGUAUAUAUAUACAUAUAUUAAUUGUAAUAAAAAGUACAUAAAUACUAAAACAAAAAAAAUUAAAAGCCGCAUUGUAAACAUAAAACGAAUUAAAUUGAUGAUGAAAAGCAAGUAAAUGCUCUUUGUAGCACAUUGGCGGUUAUGUUGGCGUUUGGCAGCAGCGAGUAGGUACAGCGUGUAGACAGACGGUACGCAACGGUUUCAGUAACACACAAUUUUAUGCAUCAUUCAACCCACCUCAGCCAUUUGUGUAUGCGAAUUUCAAUGGAGUGUACAAUUGACAAAACAGCAUGACAAUCCAGUAGCAACAACAACCACACACAGGUGUGUGUUGAGUUUGUUUUAAGCGCCAGCUGUUUUUUAGCCACCAAGCUGCUAACAAUGAAUGUUAAUUCUAGUUUUAAGUCAACCUUUUGCUAAGAUUAUACACUGUGAACCGAGAAAAUAUAAUACAUGUAUUUAUAUAUAAAUAUUUUGAACUAUCCGUUGAUAUUAUGAUCACAAAAAAGCUCUAACUAAAUGGACAUUAACAUGCCUGCAAAAUAAGAUAAAAUAAUAUUUUUAAUUAAAAGCCAUAAAUAAGAAAAAUCAACGCAAUUAUAUGCACAAUGAUUAAAUGAAAUGUGUAUCUGCCGCAGUUAAAAGAUAUAUAGAUAAAUAUGAUAUUAUUUACACACACACACACACAUACUCUUACUUAAUAUCUUUGUGUAAUGCGAGUAUUUGAAUAAAAAAUCAAAUGAAAUUAUUUUUUUUUACAAACAUACAAUGUACUUCCCGUAGGUGCACCAUUGUCGAGCAUUUUUUUCGCGUGUCGCAUUAGUUGGUAAUAUUUUUUGUAAUAAAUAAUAAUAAUUAAAUAAAGUAAUUUAUUAAGCUUUGAAAUAAGAGCGCAAGUAAUAAAUAAAAUCCACACAUUUGAAAUUUUUGUGAUGAUUUUCAGCUCAUUACAGCCUAACUGUUUGCAGCGGCAUGCAAGCGCUGUGUCAACCAUUGAAAUCCAAUAAAAAAUUUAAUAAAUCACA
Molecule: messenger RNA, 4107 nt
Organism: Bactrocera neohumeralis
Lineage: Eukaryota; Metazoa; Arthropoda; Insecta; Diptera; Tephritidae
Exons: 7
Coding region: 690-2879 (729 amino acids)
Cellular component (GO): membrane
Source: RefSeq, a predicted model, not a curated record